Molecule: messenger RNA, 4001 nt
Organism: Harpegnathos saltator (Jerdon's jumping ant)
Lineage: Eukaryota; Metazoa; Arthropoda; Insecta; Hymenoptera; Formicidae
Product: protein mab-21
Exons: 1
Coding region: 780-1877 (365 amino acids)
Source: RefSeq, a predicted model, not a curated record
ACGUUAACCUUUUAAAAACAAAAUAUCCUUGAGCUCUGCAUGUAACUUUAUCCCACGGCAUGGAUAUGAUUGCGGUCCACCAUGUCGAAAAUUUCGGAAUAACUAAAGGGGCUGCGGGGAGGGACUGAACCCUCGCGGAUGGGGAAUAAACCAAGCGGUUCCUGCAUAAUUCAUGGGGAGGAAGAAGGGCUACCACGAGGGUUACCUCGCGUUACCUUCGUCCCUCUAUCCCUCACGUCGCACGUAACGUUGCUGGAACUGUUGGUGUGCCCGCGUCGGAUCGAUCUUGUCGGCUGUGUGGCUAACCACGCCUACACGGCGCGGUAGGCUAGCUAUUGGCCAAGAGAUCAUGCUGGGGGACGUGCCAGCAAGGAGGAGGUGUGCCAACUAUGUUGUAUGUCCUUGCUGGCCACGGAAGGUGGGUGACGCGGAGGAGGUAGACGAGAGCGCAGUCGGCAACUUACUCCUGCACGGAGACGCUCGUGAUACUUCCUUCUGCCGCUUCGUUCGUGUCUCCGACGCACGGUCAGUUCUGGGCUUGGACGAGAACUGGACUUUUCGGAGGAAGACGAAGAAAUUAGAAGAAGCGAAAAUCACGCACUACCGAGCGACGGAAAAUCGCGAACGUCCGUCGAGCGAGAUUUAAUCAUCGCCCGUAAGGUGCUCGAUGGAAGAAGCACCGUGAGGCAAUGGAGAAGUUGGGCACAAGGAUGCGGGAAUGAUCCGGAAAAGCUGAAAGAUCGAGUAAUAACCAUCCGUGGACUACGAAACGGUCCGCGAUGUUGGUGCCGCCAGAUAUGCUGGCGUCCCACAAUCGGAUGCGUUAUCAGUUCAACAAGUACUUCACCGAAAGGGUGAUGAACAGGAAGAGUCAAGUAGCGAAGACCAUUCAAGAGGUGUGUCGAGUAGUGCAGGAUGUUCUCAAGGAAGUAGAGGUGCAGGAACCGAGAUUCAUCUCGUCCCUGACGGAUUACAACGGCCGGUUCGACGGUCUCGACGUGAUCUCGCCAACGGAAUUUGAAAUAGUCAUAUAUUUGAAUCAAAUGGGCGUGUUGAAUUUCGUGGACGACGGUACUCUGCCGGGCUGCGCGGUGUUGAAGCUCAGCGACGGACGCAAGAGGUCCAUGUCGCUCUGGGUGGAGUUCAUUACUGCAUCCGGCUACCUGUCGGCCCGGAAAAUACGCUCGAGAUUUCAGACUCUGGUGGCGCAGGCGUGUGACAAGUGCACCUACCGUGACUCGGUGAAGAUGAUCGCCGACACCACCGAGGUGAAGCUGCGGAUACGCGAGCGCUACGUUGUGCAGAUCACGCCGGCGUUCAAAUGUGCCGGCCUCUGGCCCAGGUCGGCCUCGCAUUGGCCCAUCACGCACAUACCAUGGCCACAUCCGAAUAUUGUCGCCGAGGUGAAGGCCGAGGGCUUUGAUAUGCUCUCGAAAGAGUGCAUAGGUCUACAGGGCAAGCAGUCCGCUAUGGAGGGCGACGCUUGGGCGUUGUCGUUUAUCGACGCGGAGAAUCGGCUGUUACAGGGCGGGAGCAGAAAGCGUUGCCUGAGCAUUCUCAAGACCCUGAGAGACCGGCACCUCGAUCUACCGGGGAACCCGGUCACCAGCUAUCAUAUGAAGACUCUGCUGCUCUACGAGUGCGAGAAACAUCCGCAUGAAGCGGAGUGGGACGACGGCUGUUUGGCCGAACGAAUAAAUGGGAUUUUUCUACAGUUGAUCUCGUGUCUGCAGUGCCGCAGGUGUCCGCAUUACUUCCUACCGAAUCUCGACCUCUUCAAGGGGAAAUCGCCUACCGGUUUGGAAAACGCCGCGAAGCAAGUGUGGAGACUUACCAGGGAAUUGUUGACAAACAGUCGUGCUCUUGAGAAACUGUAGUGACCGAUUUCAUUACGACUGUUCGCUAUACGAGUCAUCGACUGAUCUCGCAAUCUCGUCGUGCACGUUCCUAUCACGAUCGCGUCGUUACGGACUUUAACACACGCAUGGAUAAUCACGUUUCGAUAAUGUGAUAAUGACCGUGUAAUGCAAGAAUUGCGCGCGAGAAUCGUAACGUUAACUAAAGAUUAGUGACGCGAGGGACGUUCCUUUAACGUGCGGAAACGUCCUUUCUGGUUAUCGCUUUUGUUCAACGCACUGCCAGGUCUUCGAGGAACAUGUCCUGCGGUUUCCCGACACAUCAAGGAUCGUGUUCCGAAAAUGUUCAGUGCGUGAAAGUAUUCCUUGCGAAAGUACUUACGCGUGUACGUGAUGUUUAGUGAUGAACGCGUGAUUGGUCGCGGACCAUCGAACUAGUGCCAUAAAGAUUUGGACGUUAAAGACAAGUUCCGUUUUUAUUGUUGACGCGAAAUACUUAUUAAUAUAGAGGAUUAUAGUCGCAGAGAAUUAUCACUUACGGUUUCGACUUGAUGUAAUACCUCGUUACAACGUCGAGCCGGCGCACGUAAAGUAACCUUUAACUCGUGGUAUGAGAACUUUGUCACUGAGUACGAAAAGUCAGAGUUUCUACUUGACACGUUCAAUCCUUUAAACACUACAUUUUCAUUUGCGAACGUCUGUAACCGGUAAACACUAAAGAAUGCAAAUUACGAGGGACGAAAGUUUGUGCAGCCUUCCCUAAUUACCUCGAAAGAUGGUGCUUCGUCUUGGUACUUAUAACGAGUUUUUAAAACUGGGCCUACACAUACCAUACACGUACACACAUGCGCGCGCUCACACACGCACGCACGCACAUAUGCUCGUACGAACACUGCCACAUAACUCAGCAGCACUCAAAGGUUUAACGCGUUCGAUCAUCAUCCCUAAUUGCGUUCUUCGCGUGAAGCCUGCGUGGCCGAUCAAUGCGUUCGUUCUCGAGUUCUGGUCAAAGUGAUCGCGACCAUGGUUAAGGGUUAAUCGUUUCUCCCUUAUUAAUUCUCCGGCACCCUCGUGAAUCCCCCACCUCUCAUUCUACCUCUUCCCGCCCAGCCCAUCCCAUUUUAGCCGCCUAUGUAAAUAAAACUUGAAAGAUAUUUAUUGAACUGUAACAAAAAAUGUGAAAUAUAGUACUAUUUAUAUGGAAGCCUGGUACGCGUCGGUUGAUGACACAUCACGCACACCCACUCCUUACUCCACAAUGUGCUCCACCGAAAAAUCGGUUGUCAUAAAUAUCGCCGAACGUCGUUGGUAGUCGCCGUGCGACGAUCGUUAAACGCUUCGCCCGAUGAAAGCGUCGCGAGGAAGAGAGCGAGUUAGGCCUCGUAAAUUUUACAGUCAGCCUCGCACUUUUUUGUCCUUCGCGUCGCCAUUGGAGAUUGAGGCGAGAAGAGAGCCAACGAGAGAAGGAACGCGUGCACCUUCCUUCCUCCUUUGCAUUUCGAUGCCGAGCGACGGUAACGCACAGCCACGCGAGCCGAAAAGAUACAUCCGAAGAAUCGCAUCGUGAAAAAACGGGGUGUAUAUUUAGUAUUUGGAUUCGCACAUUCUUAACGUGGCUCUAACUAAGACCGACUCGUUCGCCGCUUUUCACUGUUCAAGGAAGAACUGUCUCUCUCGGCAUUGAGUAAUGCGCGCGACGUCGCAACGCAAAUGCCAAUUAUUGAAUACAGUUAACAUCAGGGAUUAUUUACGCGUUCAUAACGAAAGCGAUACACGGGUGAAUUUCUUACUACCUCUUUGCCAAUUUCGUUACCCUUCGACGUCCCGCCAUAAUUACCGUCGCGCGCGCGCGCGUAUAUUUCUCUUUUUUUUUUUUUCACCUACGUCCUUUUUAUUGAUAAGCUAAUUGGGUCUUAUCUCAAUGUUUUACUGCAGACGUUGCUUAUACGGUCUAUAGCCUACGUAAUAACUUGCGUCGAGCAAGGCGGGUUUUAAACAGAUGCUACUCUUAACGUGUAGAAGCAGAACGUCGUAUUGCGGUGUAGAAAGAGUGCCCCGUGUGGGAAAAAGAGAACAUUACAGCAAUAACUAACUAACUGUCACUAACGAAUUAGAUUUUUUGCGUAUAUCAGUACAUUAUCGUUU